AUGCCUUCACUAAAAGCCUAUACACCUUACGAGACCCUCGCCUUCUGCCAAUCUGUCGUCCAUCAUGGCUCCGAUACCGCUGCCUUUGAGGGUAUCGCGACCGCCUUGAAUGCCAAUCAGCUCAUUCGCGAGAGUGAGUCGUACGAUCAGACUCGUUUGACUGCCGCGGCACUGCAAGGAUUAUACCAUGAGCUCCUGGUCGAAGAGAGAAAAACACAGACUCCUCCUAUGGUGAAUGGCGACAAUGCGAAAUAUGGUACGAACCCGCGAAAGCGGAAGUUGUCGACCUCGCCCACUCCACCCCCAGCUGCGGCUGGAAGUGACGGAGAUGAACAGAGAAUAUUGCAAGCCCUGGUAGACAAACUCUAUGCUCGCUUCAGGGAACAAGCCAUAAAAGAAAUACGACAGGAAGAGGACGACUAUCUCAGACUGCAAGCUGAAAUCUCGGAACUCGAAAAGGCUGAAGAGGAGAACGAGAGGCAGCAAGCUGAUACUGAACGAGUGAAAACGCCGCAAGUUGAACAGCCUCAGACAAUCACAGAGGCAGCCUCGAAGCCUCCAGCAGUCGAGACCAGCACUGAUACCACAAAUGCACCGCUGCCUGCUGGCAUAGAGGUAAAUCGAAAAGAGCAGAUCACUCCACCUGUGGGCGCAACUCCAGCAGCAGCAGCAGCAGCAGAUGCAGAGGUGUCGCCAGCAUCCGUCCGCAGCAGUCUGCACCAACCUCUCGCACCGUCACACUCUCCUGCUCCCACUACUCCCACCCUUGUUCCAAAAGGAUCAGCAGAAGCUACUCCGAUAAGACCAUCACAACAAGCACCAGCACAUCCUCCGCAUCAGUCGCCGGGAGCGUUUCACCGUACUCUUCCAGUCCCUUCUCCCCAGCGACCAAACUAUGGCGCUAUCAAUCCCCAGCAUUUUCAGCCAGGCCCUCACGGUCAACCUGUACCAGUAUUACCACAAUAUGUCGGAUCGCCUCACAUGCCUCCGCCCGCAGAGUUUCCCCCUCAAAAGCGCGGAAAUUCAGCAUCUGGCCAGGGACGAGGCUCGCCUAUCCCAAUGCAGCCUCAGCAGCCAUAUCCAGGAUAUGCUGGAUAUCCACAGCAGCCUCCUUGGCCUCACCAUAUGCCUCCUCAGUACCCUCAACCUCCACCGUAUCCUAAUUCGCCAUAUUAUAUGCAAUCUCCUGCUGGGCGACCUACUAUAUCAUAUCAAACUCCACAUCAUCCGACAUACGUGGCGUACCCUCAAAGCGCCCCUGUUCACUAUCAGGGACAGCCUUCACAUCCACAAAUAUGGCCAUCACCACAGCCUGGCCAGCCAUAUUAUGGAUAUCCUGGUUCCGCAAAUGUGACACCGGUACCUAGAAGCGACUCGCGUCAAGCAUUACACCGAGGAAGAUCGUCAACGCCAUGGAAGAAGCGAUCUCAAGCUCCCAUGAGUGUCCGACCAUCAAGUCCGACUCGACCUGAGCGGGAGGUCAGCCCUCUCACGGAUACGGAAUCGCCGACUCGAGCAGGAAAGGUGACAAAAUCUCCCGGCAAGAUGGACCAAAAGGUCGAAGAAAGCACCUUAUCCGUGCCAGAAGUUGCACCACCGACUAGAGGCCGACAGGCAACAAGUGCCACACCCAGUGCAUUUGCUGCGUCACGAUCGCAUUCACUUGCUUCGUUCACGUCAGACACUCCGACAGACAAGCGCAAGAAGGGUGGCCAGGCUCAAAAGAUCAAGGCUGAGCCUCCCAGUACUCCUGUACCGAUACAGUCCGAUACAGAACAGCCGACGCAAAGAACCAGCAAUCGGCGCGGAAGACCUCGAACCACUGCAGCCCCCCCUAAGACUGACCUGAUUCAGCCAGCUGCCAAUACCAAUAAACGCAAGCGUUCACUAGUUCGCGAUUCUGCCACCCCUCCCCCUUCACUCCCAACACAGUUACCGUCCCCAACGACUGCGACAGUCACACAUUUGCAGCCUCAACCCUCUAUGCGCCAACAAUCCUCGGUUUCAUCAUCACAUGAUCUCUCAUAUGUUUGUGUAUCCAAGAGCUUUGCCAAAACGGCUCAGCUCUUGCUCAAUGAUCUCGUCUCCCACAAACUUGCGAGCAUCUUUGCCAAGCCGCUCUCCGAGCGUGAUGCGCCAGGAUACAAGGACCUGGUCUCGAAACCCCAGGAUCUAAAGAGCAUCAAGGUGGCGAUCACGAAAGGAGGGAAAGCGGCCCUGGCAGCGAUUGAGGCGUUUGAAGAGAGAGCCGAUAACCAAAAUGCUGGAGAUGUGGACGUUAGCCAGCAGCUUUCCGCCAAUAAAGCCACUGCGCCCACGACUGGAUUGGUUGGAGGCUCAUCUGGGGCGGAAAGGGCAUUGGGAAAUGGAGUCUACCUUGUGAAAGCGACAGAAGACCUCGUGCCUCCUAAAGGAAUCGUGAACUCGGCGCAGCUUGAGCUGGAGCUUGUCCGCAUGUUCGCAAACGCAGUCAUGUUCAACCCUUUGCCAAGCUCAGAACGAGGCUUUGGCCGCUCUCUCCGCCUAAGGAAACGAGGGGUGGACCUGGCUCCCCAGUUCAAAGAGGUGGAUGGAGAUCAUGACAGCGGAGCAAACGAGAGUGAGGAGUCGGACGAAGGCAGUCCUGGGGAGGAGGGCGGUAUUAUCUCGGACACGCGAGAGAUGUUCGAGGAUAUCAUGGCCAAGGUGAAGAAGUGGAAAGAGCUUGAGCUCGAGAGACUGGGAAACGUCGACACUGGCAUGACCAUGGAGGCUGAGCACACGGCUGCUACCCCGACACCGGGCACCUUGAAGCCGGCCCUCCAGGGCCCGACACUGGGAAGUACCGGUGGUAAUGGAAGUACGAGUGCCAGCCUCCGACACUCGGAGAGUGUUGAAAAAGAAGACGAAGGAGCCGCAGCACCAAGCACGCCAGUGGCGUCAGGAACGGGAACCGCGAGGAAAAGGAGGCGCAUUGCGGACGGCUAG
Fonsecaea nubica is the source of this 2967-nucleotide messenger RNA. RefSeq lists its product as hypothetical. Gene Ontology annotation, cellular component: NuA4 histone acetyltransferase complex. The transcript has a single exon. Bases 1 to 2967 code for a protein of 988 amino acids. Gene Ontology annotation, molecular function: protein binding. The record is from RefSeq and is a predicted model, not a curated record. Lineage: Eukaryota; Fungi; Ascomycota; Eurotiomycetes; Chaetothyriales; Herpotrichiellaceae.